Molecule: messenger RNA, 3567 nt
Organism: Suillus discolor
Lineage: Eukaryota; Fungi; Basidiomycota; Agaricomycetes; Boletales; Suillaceae
Exons: 5
Coding region: 310-3411 (1033 amino acids)
Biological process (GO): regulation of DNA-templated transcription
Cellular component (GO): nucleus
Source: RefSeq, a predicted model, not a curated record
AAAAGCUUUGAGCAUCCAGAGCUCAUUGACUGGGACGGCCCUCUAUCAUCCAGUUCCUAUUAUCCUCAGUCACACAAAGACGUACCUUCGACAUCGCCCUUCAAGUCGACCAGUAGCACGAAUCAUACCCUUUCAUCGGUGUAUCCUUCUAGUACAUCAUUACAAGACGCUAAUGAUUCUGGAGAAGAUUCGGAUUGCUAUAUUAUUGAUGUUUCAUCUUCUAUACACGAUUUACCCGACGAAAACCGUCGUUCUACGCGUGCUUCAAUAAAGCCCGCGUCAUCUAUUGAAACGCCUUCACCCGCACAUAUGCCUCAUCUCUUUCAGCCGUCUAAUCUCGAUACACUGUUUCCAUUAAUCCAGCAUACUAGUACUCACGACACCUCGGCUGCCGAUGAAGUUUUGCCACCAGAAUCAUAUCUUCUUUCCUCACAGCACAGCACCCGGAGCAUGCCAACUUCAUCCCAUGCCGCGGAGUCCAACUUAUUCGACAUGUCUAUACCCCCUCUCUUAGCUCAUAACUAUGUAAUUGAGUUGACUGAUGAUGAAGAUGAUGGUAUCAAGAUUGUCAGUGACCCUGACAAUGAAGAUGAGGAGAUGGUCGUAGAUGACAUGCUUACUGAACCUUUUUCCGUGCCUGAUUCGUCUUCAGAUCGUGGUGCCCAUUCUCCAAGAUCGCCCUCACCCGAAAUGGGCGACUCUCUAUUCACACCUCCACCUUCCCGUAAACCUCGCAGACGCGUUGUCCUCGACUGUGUAUCUGUGCCACCAUUUCGAAAAGACACGACCAGGGCCAGUUGCAAGGCGAACGCGACGAUUAGCAAGGCUCAGCAGGGUGUACAGCACUCACCAGUUAGCCACGCCCUACCCUCUGCAUUCGCUCAAAAUGACCGGCCGCCAUCACCCUCUCUCAGUCGCAAGGGAAAGGAGCGUGAACGUGAACGCCCACCUCCAGCUCCUGCACGUCGGAAAAGGAAGUACAAGCCUCAUCUUCGAAAGUUCGGAGAAGACGUUUCUACGAUACCAACCCAGCUUCUGGACGCCCAAUAUCCUGCUAUCGAGCUUGACAUCCAUGACCUGCCAGAUUUUCUACCACAUCACGACGAUAUCCUGCAGUCGAGUACCUAUUACAUCUACGUCAAACGUAUUCAGCGCCUUUACGCACAACUGCACGAAGGUUUACCGGAGAUGAUUGCAGGGAUGACAGGUCCUGCGGUCCCGGAUGAUGAGAAAGAUGAAAAAGAAUAUGAACCUGUCUUCCCUCGUGUUCUCGCACCGCUGUUCCAGGAGAGGCCGGAUAUCGAAGCAGCCCUGACACCAUACUUUGCGCGCGCGCCUCUUAAAGGUUCCUCUCGCAAAGGUAAAGUUAAGAACAAUUUAGAGCCACAAAAUGUUCCGACUUCGUCCAAGCCUAAAUUGGGAUCCGCUGGUACUGUCCUUCAAACACAGGACCCUUCAUCCUCUGACAUCCUCGACGACAUCCCGCACUAUACCGCACUGGAAGGGGAUCAAAUCCUGGACUUCAGCACGGAGAUGGAUCAGUAUUUGAACGACCUCGGCGAUUCCCCUCCAAAGACAUAUUCUCCAGGUGCUAAGUACACUCGGUCCGCACCAAAUUCCUUCAUUGGUUUCUUGCACAAUACAACACGGCUGCCCCCUGACGCAGCGUCAGUCACGCGAGAAGAUGCAGAGGAUAGUUUCUUCGGAGUACCUCCUAGCCCGAAGCUGGUACCCGACCCUCCUUCACUACAGCUCACGGAUACGUACGCUACCAAUUCAUCACAUAGCCUGGAUGCUAGCUUCGAUCUAGCUCUCCCUGAGGAUGGCCAGUGGUCCCUAUCGCCUACCAUUGAGACAAAGAGCAUAUCCCCCGAGAGUCUUUCUCCUUCAGGCAGCGCGGGUACGAUUGAUCCCUCGCUGCUUGGUGGUAGUGAACCCCCUCCUAAACCACCAUCAAGAGGCACUCAAAACUCGAAACAGCUAUCAGCAGGCCCCAUCAUAUACGUGCGCAGACCUCCAGGGGUGUCUGCUUCGCAGGAAGCCCCAGCGCUCUCGGACAAAAUUUCUGGCAAGUCACGAAGAAACAUUCAGAUCAAAUAUCGCACCAGUGAAUCGGCCUCUGUUACUGAUGAAGCCGACGCGACUAGGUUAGCGAGACAGUUGGACGACAGGGAGGUUAAGGAUGACGGUGACGGCGGGUGGACUGCUGAAGCUGUUUCUGCUCCACCUGCACGACCUGGGACUCAGCCAAGUCUCAAGUUGCGCAUUCGCCGAUCAGGUACCCGUGCGGGUUCUGAUGGGUCGUUUGCGCCUUCGAAAACCUCGAGUUCGACAUCUCCUGCUGUAUCUGCAGCUCCACUUCCAGAAACGAAAUUGUCCAAGGCUCAUGCACCUCUUCCUCCAGCUCAAACCAUGCUACAGGACGAUGGCGAGCCUGAAGUUGUCAAGACUUCCUGUCACCAAUGCAGGAAUACGAACACCAGACCCAAGAUGCAUUGUUCCAAACGCCGUCCAGACCGGUCAAUCUGCGGGAAACGGUUUUGCAAUAAAUGCAUCUUGAACCGGUACCCCGAGAUAGUGUUCUCCGCCAAUAACAAGAAGUUUGUCUGUCCGGUCUGCCUUGAUAUCUGCAACUGCUCCGUAUGCUCGCGGAGACGCGGGGAGGAGUAUAUUUCCAUGCGUGGAGGCGGAUUUGCGGGAUCUCGCACCAAGUCGGGCAUUUUGCUUGUGCCUGAUGAUUCCCAUAUCCCGGAUAUUGCAAUGACACCUGAACCUCCCGAAAGUGCGCCACAGACAAUGUUCUGGGCUCAUGUCUAUGGUAUUGAAGGCGAACGCGUCGGACGUGCGUUUAUCGACGAUACUAGCGCCUCUGCCCCUGUCCGACCCACACAACCUGCCAAACAACGCGCCCAAAACGUGCAAUCGAAACAGAAAGCAAAAGUGAAACUGAAGAAGAAACCGAAGGUAUUCAUUGGAACGCCGUUACGCGAGUGGAAGAUCCGCACGGUUAAAGACCUCGAGCCCAGCGCUGUAAUUCCGCCUCUCGUCUCAGAGGAACACUCCAUAGGCAAAGGGAAAGGUAAAGCUGUCGAACGACCACGUGUUUAUAUCGGCGACGCGAAGUGGUUGUACGUGCCAUUUACGCGUAUGCCUGUGUCAUCGUACUCUUCUUCGCGGGCGUCGUCGCCGGACUCGGAUUUGGAGCUGGACUCGGAUGGGACGUUGACGCCGUUGGAGGAUCUGGAGGAGGGGAUGGGGUGGCCCCAGCCUGAGGUGGGGGAGUCCGUGACUGUGACGUGGGGGUCGACGCGUGCGCAAGAACGGAGUGCGUCUAGUUCGUUGUCGGCGGAUGAUUUGGUCAAGGCUAUUGGGGUUGCUUUGGCGGCGACGCGUGAGGGCACGGUGGAGUGAUAAUAACCCUGGGUUCUUUUUUUUUCAUAAUUGAUUUUGUUGUCUAUAAGUACGGUGUACGGUAGUAGGCGUUCAUAGUACUAGUACUACUACUACUUAAGUACGGUAUGCUCCACAUUGGAUUGUGGGAUUCCGUUUAAUAUUACAAGAUGAUGC